Lottia gigantea (owl limpet) is the source of this 1017-nucleotide messenger RNA. RefSeq lists its product as hypothetical. NCBI's taxonomy places the organism in Eukaryota, Metazoa, Mollusca, Gastropoda, Lottiidae. The transcript is spliced from 2 exons. Gene Ontology annotation, biological process: modulation of chemical synaptic transmission; synaptic transmission, glutamatergic. Gene Ontology annotation, cellular component: plasma membrane; postsynaptic membrane. Gene Ontology annotation, molecular function: glutamate-gated receptor activity; transmitter-gated monoatomic ion channel activity involved in regulation of postsynaptic membrane potential. The record is from RefSeq and is a predicted model, not a curated record. The annotation marks the transcript as partial.
GAAGAACCUUUUGUGAUGAGAAAAGCUGGUUCACUAGUAAGGGAUGGACAUGAUGAAUAUGAAGGAUUUACUAUAGAUUUGUUACACAUACUCGCUCAAACUCUCAACUUUCAAUACGAGAUAUACGUCAGUCCUAAAAACCAAUAUGGCGCUAGACAAAAUGGCGGUGUGUGGGAUGGUAUGGUCGGUGAAAUUAUUAGUGGGAAUGCCACAUUAGCAAUGGGUGCUAUAUCAAUUACAUCACAAAGAGAAACAGCUAUAGACUUCAGUCUGGGAGUUUUAACUACAGGAGUAAACAUACUAGUACUGAUGCCAGAUGACCAUUAUACCAUAUUCCAGUUCCUCAAACCAUUUUCUCUCGAGUUGUGGAUGGCCAUCCUUGGAUCUUCAGUAGUCGUAUGUUUGGUGUAUUUUAUUUUGGAUUACACUCAUCCUUCCAGAAAGUUUACAAUGAAGGAGACUUUGUGGUUUUCUAUUGGAACACUUCUAAAACGCGGUACAGACUUCUCUCCUGGACCAAUAUCACAACGUAUUCUUACCAUCGGCUUUGGUUUCUUCGUUCUCAUCACUGUCGCCACCUAUACUGCAAACAUGGCGGCCUUCUUGACAACCAAAAAUCUUGGAAAAACUGUCGACUCAUUUGAAAGUUUGUCACAAAAUGACGAUAUAGAGUGUGGAAGCGUCAAGAAUUCGGCAACGUUGAAUUUUCUGAGAAUGGGUACAAAGCCUGUUUUUAAAAGAUUGUUUGAGAAAAUCGAAGAAUCUGAUGGAAUGGUGACAAAUUCCUCAGAGGGCCGGAAGCGAGUGGCAGAGGGGGAUUUCGCUUUCAUUUUUGAUUAUCUGAUCAACUCUUAUGCUGAAGGUAAUAACUGUAACAUCACUGCAGUGGCGUCACCUAUCCUGAUUCAGGAACAUGGUAUAGGGAUGGCAGCAGGAGCACCUUUUAAAACUAGCGUCAACAUAGAAUUACUAAAUCUUAAGGAAAGAGGUACAUUACAAGGGCUGAAAAAGAAGUAA